Molecule: messenger RNA, 585 nt
Organism: Podarcis raffonei (Aeolian wall lizard)
Lineage: Eukaryota; Metazoa; Chordata; Lepidosauria; Squamata; Lacertidae
Product: acrosomal protein SP-10-like
Exons: 4
Coding region: 123-488 (121 amino acids)
Source: RefSeq, a predicted model, not a curated record
UACCCAAAGCUUCAAGUUCUAUCCUCCCCAACAUUCCAGUCUCCUUAGUAACACCAUGCUCUACACACUGUCUUGACCUCUCCCUUCCUUCACUCCAUCCGGAUGCAUCUCCCAGCUUCCUCAUGUGCCCUGAAGGAAAGGGAAAGAAGAUGUACAAAACUCUGGCACUGAGCUACAUAGUCUCAGUCUACCUAGCAAGCAGUCAAGUACCUCGUGGUUAUAGGCCUCUCAUAUGUCUUACCUGUGCCGACGUACAGCCAGAUGGUAAAUGUGCAAAUAAAUCAGGCAGUUGUAUCACCAAACAGAACGAGCUCUGCUACAACCGGAUGGUGAGCUGGAAUUAUGAAGUUCUGUUCGUGGACAGGGGCUGCACUUCCAAAUGUAGACGACUACAAGAAAACUCAAACUAUAGGAACUUUACCUUCUGCUGCGGCAGCACCCCUAAGUGCAACAAUGUCAACAUCUGGGAUGAUUCCAAGUACAGCUAAUAGAAGCUGGAGCGGUAACCUGCCCAUCCCUAAUUAAGCACUUCUUUAUAUAUGGAGAAUGUGAACUCUUUGUCCAAUAAACUCAUCUUUGAGCAGA